UGCCCAAAAUUUCAUCUCUAUCGCUAGGUUGACGAGGCAGAUUUGGAUUGAGGAAUGUUACAAGUCCGCAAAAGCAAAUCUUUUAGUAAUAUCGAGGGAUAACGAAAUAGACGAUUCCACUGAUUGUCAAUCUGUUCUUGAUAUAUAUGCUGUAUCAAAGGAGAUACAAAUGCUGCAGGCCACCCAUGAAGGAUUAUGCACACUUGGAAGAAUCGAUCCCUACAUCAAGAAUGUUCAUGAAUUUGUGGAAGUAAUUGAGACUUUAACCAGUAUAAGCCAAGACAGAGUGUUGAUUAUCUGGAAUACUUUCAAACUUCUUCUUAAGGUCUUUAGCUUAAUGGAAUAUGCCUUCAAGAACAUAGUAUAUGCUCUCACAGAUAUUGGGCGCGAGCUUCCUCAGUUCAAGGAACAUAUUGAACUGUUUGAAAGAAGCGAAGACGCAAAAGAUGUUUUGGGUCUAUUUUAUCGGGAAAUCCUGGAUCUUCAUCUUGUUAUUCUAAGGACAUUUAAGAAGAAAAAUACAAAAUUGAUAUUUGAGUCAUAUUGGCCGAGAACAAAAGAAAUGAUCAAGUUUUUCAAAGAAAACAUGGGCCGGUACAAGAACUUGUUGAAUGAGCAUGUCACCACAGACCAGAUCACUCAAGAAUAUGAUGCUCGCCAAUUGGCAUACGAGGCAAGGCAUGAUGAAGACAAGACGAACGGCGACAAGGAUUAUGAAACAGCGAGAAACUACAUCGCACCGCGCUUCUACGAGGAAGAGCUUGAGAAGUUCCAUAGAGGGAUUAACCCGGAGUCUGGAAAUUGGCUGCAUGAGAAUGAUGAUUUUAAAAGGUGGCUUGAUACAGAUGACUCGACAAUGCGGACUUUGUGGCUUCAGGGAAUCCCUGGCGCAGGGAAAACAGUGUUGGCUGCAAAUAGUAUCAUUCGAAUGCGGCAAGCGGAGGCGCAACUAUUGUUUGCAUUUUUAACCUUCGAUGAUAAAGAGCAAGAUCAUGCAGUGAAGGUACUGCAAUCCCUUAUGUGUCAAAUGACUAACAGAAACGCUCACAUGUGGCCAAUCCUCCAUGAGAGGUACAUCAUGGAUGCCGGCAAAUUGAAAAGCAGCCGGUCAUAUCUUGAAGAUCUCUUCAUAGAGCUUUUGAGAGAUGCAGGACACACCUUCAUCAUUAUUGACGGAGUAGAUGAAGUUGAUCAGCUGCAGAGGGAGUGUUUGUUGAAAUCACUCCUAAACGUCAAAGAAUCAUGCAAAAAUAUCAAGUUGCUCAUCAGCUCUCGUGUGGAGACAGAUAUAGCUAGGGACCUGAAGAAAAGAGCAUUCUCAAUUCGCGUUGAUCACAGGAAUGCGGGAGAUAUUGAGACAUAUGUCAACCAUGAAGUAGAUGAAUGGCUACCCCGUCUUACAGGUUUCGGGGCCAAUGAAAGUACAUCCUCUCAAAUAAAACUCGCAUUAGGAGGUCUCAAGAAAAAGGCAAAUGGUAAUGGACCUGGCUGCAUAGUCAUAACUGCGCUGACUUCUUUACAACUAGGAAUGUUCCUCUACGCCAAGCUCGUAAUGCAUAUUGUGAAAACUCAAGACAAUCUCGAAGAUAUUCGAAAGGAGACGGAGAAUCUUCCGAGUGGCCUUGAGCAAGCGUAUGUCUCCGAAAUUCUGAUCGGUCUGCCAGGCAAUGAUGAAGCUCACGGUGUUCCAGAUACGGCCGAAUCUUGCAGGGAAUCGAGAAGAGAGAAAUCUAUGACAGACUUGCAGCUAUCAUCAUUCUACAAUGGAUUGGUUGUGCAACACAUCCGCUCAGAGUACAGGAGCUCCUCCAGAUUUUGGCUAUACAGCACCACUCGGAUAACUUCUCGAAAGGUCGUUGGGUUUUUCGUAAUAUUCAAGAAACGUGUGGCCCGUUUAUUGAAAUUGAGAAAGGAAUAGUUCGCUUUGUGCAUUUUACCGCAAGAGAGUAAGUCAGGUCCUCCUCUAAAUAAGCUACAAUUGUUAAUUGCUACUAUCCAGGUAUGUGUUCGGGGGUCAGAGCAAAUAUUUCAUCCGUACCCCUGACACACAUUGCUUAAUUGCGUCGACUUGUCUCAAAUAUCUGUGCUUUGAAUCACUCAAUGACAUAUUCAGUCAAGACAUCAAUGAAGAAGAAACAGGACAGAAGAUUCUCCAGGGCGACUUUAUCAUUUUCCAUUACGCGGCAACCCAAUGGAUACAUCAUGUAAGGGAAUGCGCAAGAGAGAUCAAGCCAGACUAUCUUCAAAUGUUGAGUAGAAUCAUUACCGACUUUUAUUUGUCCCGGAGAAACCAACGUUCGACCUCUGUUAUUCCUCAGCGAUCAGCAUACAUUGAUUUUGUAUCGUUUGGCAAAUGGUCUGAUGUACAAAGAUUCUUGGCUCUUGUGCAGGACUUUCAAUAUAGGCUUGAGAUAGGGCAUCUGUACACUGACGG
This is a messenger RNA of Aspergillus alliaceus, 2434 nucleotides long. RefSeq lists its product as uncharacterized. Lineage: Eukaryota; Fungi; Ascomycota; Eurotiomycetes; Eurotiales; Aspergillaceae. The record is from RefSeq and is a predicted model, not a curated record. The coding region runs from base 170 to 1918 and encodes 582 amino acids. The transcript is spliced from 6 exons.